This is a messenger RNA of Jaculus jaculus (lesser Egyptian jerboa), 1964 nucleotides long. It is a transcript of the gene Tmem184a, whose product is annotated as transmembrane protein 184A. Lineage: Eukaryota; Metazoa; Chordata; Mammalia; Rodentia; Dipodidae. Gene Ontology annotation, molecular function: transporter activity. The transcript is spliced from 9 exons. Gene Ontology annotation, cellular component: early endosome membrane. The coding region runs from base 136 to 1485 and encodes 449 amino acids. Gene Ontology annotation, biological process: transport. The record is from RefSeq and is a predicted model, not a curated record.
CUCCCUCAGGCCUCUCCUCCAGUCAGGAGUCCAGGUGGGCCGCUGGCCAGGUGCGGCCUGGCCUGUCUGCCUCCCAGAGACCAGCCUUGCCCCGCCCCCAGGCAGCCACCAGUGGGGGGGCAUGUGGCCACGUGAAUGACCAGCCAGGUUUCCUUAGAGGCCAGGCCUCUGAGGCCCGGGCCACAGAGCUUCCUGCCCACAGAGAUGAAAAACGCCUCAGGGCUCCCAAGAGCAGCCGGAGUCUCCCUGGUGUCAGCACCCUGGCUUCGGCCCAGCUCCCCUCCGGCGAUGCCCGCCAUGGCAGCCGGGCCGCAGGUGGAUCGCGUGGACAACGGCUCCCAGGGAACCUCGCAGCUCUUCCUCACCACCGCGCUGGCCCGAGGCGUGUCUGGCGUAUUUGUAUGGACUGCUCUGCUCCUCACCUGCCACCAGAUAUACUCUCACCUGCGCUCCUACACCGUGCCGCACGAGCAGCGCUACGUCAUCCGCCUGCUGUUCAUCGUGCCCAUCUACGCCUUCGACUCCUGGCUCAGCCUGCUGCUGCUCGGCGGGCAUCCCUACUACCUGUACUUCGACUCUGUGCGCGACUGCUAUGAAGCUUUUGUAAUCUACAGUUUCCUAACCUUAUGCUUCCAAUAUCUGGGGGGCGAGAGCGCCAUCAUGGCUGAGAUCCGGGGCAAGCCCAUCAAGUCCAGCUGCUUCUAUGGGACCUGCUGUCUUCGGGGGAUGUCGUACUCCAUCACAUUCCUGCGCUUCUGCAAGCAGGCCACACUGCAGUUCUGCAUCGUGAAGCCCAGCAUGGCCUUGACCACCAUCAUCCUCCAAGCCUUCCACAAAUACCACGAUGGGGACUUCAAUGUCCACAGUGGCUACUUGUACGUGACCCUCGUCUACAAUGCCUCGGUCAGCCUGGCCCUCUAUGCCCUGUUCCUCUUCUACUUCGCCACCAGAGAUCUCCUGCGACCCUUCGAGCCAGUGCUCAAGUUUCUCACCAUCAAAGCCAUCAUCUUCCUCUCCUUCUGGCAGGGGAUGCUUUUGGCUAUCCUGGAGAAGUGUGGGGUCAUCCCCGAGGUCCAGGCCGUCGACGGCAGCAGGGUGGAGGCCGGCACAUUGGCCGCUGGAUACCAGAACUUUCUCAUCUGUAUCGAAAUGGUGUUCGCUUCCCUCGCCCUGCGCUGCGCCUUCCCCUGCCAAGUGUAUGCAGAGAAGCAGCAAAACUCACCAGCCCCCCCAGCACCCAUGCAGAGUAUCUCCAGUGGCCUCAAGGAGACCAUCAGCCCGCAGGACAUAGUACAGGAUGCCAUCCACAACUUCUCUCCAGCCUACCAGCAGUACACACAGCAAGCCACCCACGAGGCCCCGGGGCCUGGCCAGGGUGGGCGCCCAUCGCUGGGCGCCCCUCCCAGUCCCGCCGGGGGCUCGGGUGGGGGUAAGAAGAGCCGCAGUGUGGAGAAGCGGAUGCUGAUCUCCUCAGAGGACCUGUAAUGGUUUGGGAUCCAUGGAUCUUAGCUGGGGACCCAGACUACCCAGGCAUCCGGGGAGGUGACUGGGUCCCCAACCAACCCACUUGCCACAGGGUCCGGGCCCUCUCCCAAGACCCCUAUUGCAAGGCCCACAGAGCCUCUCUACCCCAUGCAUAGCCCAGGGAAGAUGCUUGGGUCACUGGCACAUGCCUGAGCUCCCAGCGGGGUGACUGGCUGUGGCCUGCCUGCAGGUAGAGCUGCGAGCUGGCCACUCCUUCCACAGAUGGUCAUAUCCCAGGCUGGGCAGGUCAGAAAGAGUGGGCAGCCCAGGCUAGGGCAGAGCAGGUCCAGGUGCGCAGGCGUGGGACAGGCUCCCUGCCCGGUAUUCUAGAGGAGACAACCGGGAGGCCCCCUCAGGGCUACCCGGCCCAUUGACAGUGUCACCGAGCUCACCUGCAACUUGCUACUUAUUUAUAGAUAAACACUUUGCAUUUUCUAGAA